AUUUUUGGACACCCUGUAUAUUACGCGUACGUACAUCCAUGCAUACAGAACGAUAACUUUAUGAGGCUUCGUUGUGUUGGCAGCAAUGUGUGGUGACAAUUUAAAUUCUCUGGAGAAAGCCAGACACAAGUAACAGACAAUAAAGUUCGUUUUCAAACUUAUAUUAUUUGAAACGUCUGUUGUAAAUGCUAUGUAUUAAUAAAAACAGAAUGGACGAUAUAUUAGCUUUAAAGAACAAACAUGUGAAAGUUUCGGAUAUGCAAUUGAGAGAGUUAUUGGAAAAGAAACUAAUGUUGCUGGAUCGAGUCAAAACUGAACAGGAACAAUACUGCAACGAAGAUGAAGUAAAAAUCCAGGAAUUAACAUCGAAAAUAACCUCCAUGCAAGAAAGUCUUCAAUCUGAAAAACAAACAUUAGAAUAUAAGGAGCAUGAUUUGGCCAAGCAUUUAAAUAGCAUAGCAGAGUUAGAAGCUGAGAAAAACAAAUUUAUGGAGGAGAACCAUACGUUAGAGUUAAAAAGAAAUAAACUUAAAACUCUUAAACGAAAUAUACAAGAUCAAGAAUUAUUGGAUCGAGGAAGAAAAAAAUAUAACUUAUAUAAAGAAUUGUCUAGGAUACGAUGGCACUAUGGAGAUGUUGAAGAAAAUGUUAAAGGAU
Molecule: messenger RNA, 657 nt
Organism: Megalopta genalis
Lineage: Eukaryota; Metazoa; Arthropoda; Insecta; Hymenoptera; Halictidae
Source: RefSeq, a predicted model, not a curated record